Molecule: messenger RNA, 729 nt
Organism: Akanthomyces muscarius
Lineage: Eukaryota; Fungi; Ascomycota; Sordariomycetes; Hypocreales; Cordycipitaceae
Exons: 2
Coding region: 1-729 (242 amino acids)
Molecular function (GO): acyltransferase activity, transferring groups other than amino-acyl groups
Source: RefSeq, a predicted model, not a curated record
AUGAAAGUGCGCGCCGCCACCGACGCCGACGUCCCCGCCAUCGCGGCCGUGGUGCUCGCCGUCGCCUCCAGCGAGGCGCCAUGGAAGAGCUACCUGCCGGCGCGCGCGCGCAAGGAUCCCGUCUUUGUCCAGCACGCCGAGGCCGUCACGCGCAGCUACAUCGCCGCCGGCGAGGCGACGUCGGCCGUCAUGGUCGUCGAGCUGUCUGCCGCCGAGUCGGAGCGCAGCACGCCCGAGAUUGUCGCCGUCGCUGUCUGGGACACCAGCGCCACCACCUCCGCCAAGACUGAUCCCGAGGGCUACGCAACCUCCCGCAAGGACAACGACUGGACGCCCAACGACGGCCCCGAGGACCACCCCAAGCUCACGGCCCUCGGCGACGCCAUGCGCCAAGGCCGCCAGCGGUACUUUGCCGCCGAGGGGCCGCACGUCUACCUGCGCGUCCUCGCCACCCACCCGGACCACCAGGGCCGCGGCCACGCCAAGGCCCUCUGCCGCUGGGGCAUCGCCCUCGCCCACCGCAAGCGCGUCGGCGUCUGCCUCGAGACGGGCUCCCGCGGCUACAUCAUGCUCUCCGGCAUGGGCUUCCGCGACCUCGGCGCCGUCGUCGUCCCCGCCGGCAAGGGCCACGACGAGCAGGUCCUCAAGGCCCUCCGCAUGGACGCCGCCGCCGCCCAGGCCGCGAACCCGGGCGUCUGGGACUCGCUGUGGAAGUACAUUUCCACGUGA